Messenger RNA from Diprion similis, 815 nucleotides. RefSeq lists its product as uncharacterized. The transcript has 4 exons. The record is from RefSeq and is a predicted model, not a curated record. The coding region runs from base 250 to 801 and encodes 183 amino acids. Lineage: Eukaryota; Metazoa; Arthropoda; Insecta; Hymenoptera; Diprionidae.
AAUGUUUAGGACAAUUCAUUGUUUAACAAUUACCCAAAACCAGAUAAAAAUUCUAUAACUCUGAUCGAUCACAAAAAUCGACCCUAAGAGGUAAAAGAAUAUUUCUCUGCAGGAAUAUCGAAACUUCAAUGCAAAUAUAUUUCACGAAAAAUUUUCUAACGACACAAAAAUCUGGAAAAAUUCUCCGAAAAGAAAUUAAUUAAAGUAAAUAAAUUAACAGCAAAGGUAAAAUAAAUACAGCGAGCAGGAAUGAUCCUGUUUGGAUUAAUCAUCUUUUCAACCCUGAGCUGGGAAAGUCAGGGUAUAUUCUACCACAUUCAAGAUUGCGAGAUUGAAGUAAUCGACGAGGAAUGGUUCGACGUUGAUGCGACCUCUUGUGAGCUGGAGCUUUUGAACGAUACGUUUAAUGCCAUAAAACUGGAUUUCAGGGUAAUCAAGGACCUUCCAGAGGAUACGUAUGGAGAAUUUGACGUGUUCAUACGUAGAGCUGGAAAUUAUAAGACGAGCACAGGUAUUUACGUUAAAGAAAAUCUUUGCAAUUUUGUCAACGAGGAAGUAAUGUUAGGGGAUUUGUUUAAAACGGUUGGUAUAACCGAGAAUACUUGCCCCUUGAAAAAGGGUAAUUAUAAAACGGAGGACUCGUGGUACCCGUCGAGAAAACUUAUGCCAAAGACGGUGGAUGGAAUUGACUACAAAACGAUGUUCGCGAUUUCUGCAAACGGAAAGCGCAUAUUUAUUCUCGCGGUAUACGCUGAGAUAGCUUCAUCGGAAUGGGAAACCGACGAUGAUGACGAAGAAUAGAUCAAAGAUCAAAU